CUCCAGCAGAACUCAGACGACAGGCAGACAAACAGAAAUUUUGUAACUGGGAGUGACUUCCUUUUUACUUGUAUUACAAAAAAAAUUAAUUUAUUUUUACUAAAAAUUGUUUUACGCUCAACACAAACGAUGAUCGAUGUUGGUAAAUACUUAGUGACUUUUUAUGUAAGUGAAAUUUAGAAAAGUGCUGAACAACAAAACGCAAUUUAUGGUUUUAUGUGAAAAAUAACAAAACAACUUCGCAUCGAUUUUUCCUUCCACACCGAAAAAAUGAUUUAAAACAAACAAACAAUUUAAAGGAUCAGAAUUGCAUACAGAUUUGAUUUUUGAAGAAGGAAGGGACAAUGCCUGAAAAUUUAGAAUUGCAUCAAUUUGUCGGUGGUCUGCGUCCAAGCAGCACCUCCCACCGAUGGCUGACGUCGUUGAAAGCGAAAUUAGCAUGUCCAUAUUUAGGAAUAAUCCUUGCAACGCUAUCGUCGCUUUUCUUCUCAUUAUGUUCGGUAAUUGUGAAAGGACUUGUCGAUGUUAAUCCUAUGGAAUUGGCAUCAUUUAGAUUCAUUGGAGUUCUCCUACCAGCCAUACCUAUUGUGAUAUAUACCAAACAACCAGUAUUUCCCGAGGGUAAACGUAUAAUUUUACUUUUACGCUGUUUUAUGGGUACCACGGGGCUAAUGUUAAGUUUUUAUGCUUUUCGUCAUAUGCCUCUGGCAGAUGCUUCCGUUAUUAUUUUCUCAACUCCGGUGUUUGUUGCUAUAUUUGCUCGUUUGUUUCUAAAAGAACAAUGUAGCUUCUUUAACAUAAUAACAAUUGUACUGACAUUGAUUGGCGUUGUUCUUAUAACACGCCCGCCAUUUAUAUUUGGAGAUGCAGCACCAAGUUUGGAAGAAGAACGAUUUUCAGGUAAGCGUUACGAUAUUUGGGGUCCAGUAGCAGCGAUAUCAUCGACUCUUUUCGGUGCAAAUGUUUAUAUACUUCUUCGUGCCCUUAAGGGUUUACACUUCUCGGUUAUUAUGACGAAUUUUGGAGCUUUUGCUCUGGUUUACACGUUGAUCGUGUGCUGGUCGAUUGGAGCAAUCUGUUGGCCAGCUUGUGGCUAUGAUCGGUUUCUUGUUAUUGUCUUAGCUUUAUUUAGUUUCUUAGGGCAAAUUUUGCUCACAUUAUCGUUGCAGCUUGAACAAGCUGGUCCAGUAGCAAUUGCUCGCUGUGCCGAUAUUGUAUUUGCUUUUAUAUGGCAGAUGAUUUUCUUUGGUGAAGCACCAACUGGAUACUCCUUGUUUGGAGCAACACUUGUUGUCAGUUCAGUGAUAUUGACAGGUUUGAAAAAGUGGGCAAUGUCAUUGCCAAGAGAUUCAACGACGCGAAAGCGUCUACGGCUAUUAAUAAUUGAUUAAACUAAGAAAUAGAUAUAAACAAACACACACACACCCUGGUGGUUUUGACAUAUUAAAAAGAAUUUUAAAAAAUAUAAAUGAAAUAUAUAACUUAUGCAAAUUAAACUGAGGCUAAAUAUGGUUGGGAAAGUAAUAUUAUACGUGAAUAAUACUCAAUGAAAUCGCAUGUUUUACUUAAGAAGUAUUAUUUCUAUAGUAUAAGGCUUAGGCAAUUUUUAUUUUAAAUUAAUUAAUGCAAUGGAAUAGCAAAAUGUUACACACGAUCUCUGCCAUCAUCACAUAUGAAUAUAGUUAAAAAUUUAAAUUAAAUUAAAUUAUUAAAAAAAAAA
This is a messenger RNA of Eupeodes corollae, 1720 nucleotides long. Its product is annotated as solute carrier family 35 member G1. NCBI's taxonomy places the organism in Eukaryota, Metazoa, Arthropoda, Insecta, Diptera, Syrphidae. Gene Ontology annotation, cellular component: membrane. The transcript is spliced from 3 exons. The coding region runs from base 345 to 1391 and encodes 348 amino acids. The record is from RefSeq and is a predicted model, not a curated record.